Molecule: messenger RNA, 1302 nt
Organism: Capsicum annuum
Lineage: Eukaryota; Viridiplantae; Streptophyta; Magnoliopsida; Solanales; Solanaceae
Product: receptor-like protein 9DC3
Exons: 6
Coding region: 1-1302 (433 amino acids)
Molecular function (GO): protein binding
Source: RefSeq, a predicted model, not a curated record
AUGUGCAGAAAGGUUACUUUUUCUUGGAAAAAGGACACAUUUUGGAGUGGAAAAGUUCGCGUUGAAGGCCAAAUGGUUGUUGCUGAGAAGGCUAGAAAACCAGGAGGUCUAAUCCCAGCAGAAAGCUCGCACCUUUCUAAACUAUAUGUUCUUCGUAUACGGGCUAAUGAUCGAUAUGGAAUUACACUGGGGCCUUACAAUUUUGAACUGCUCCUUAAGAACUUGACCCAAUUACGAGAGCUUGACCUUUUUUUUGUGAACAUCUCUUCCACCAUUCCUCUAAAUUUCUCUUCUUAUUUAACAACACUACGGCUUCCAGGCACACAGUUACGUGGGUGGAAAGAUUCAGGAGUUCAGGUCCAAACCAUUGUUUUACGUUAUUCUAAAUUAGACCGGAAUAAGCUGAAGGGGAAAGUUCCACCAUCGUUGAUCAAUUGCAGAUAUUUGGAAUUCCUUGAUUUAGGCAACAAUGAGUUGAAUGACACAUUUCCAAGUUGGUUGGGAGGCCUUCCUUAUUUGCGGAUUUUAAGUUUGAGAUCAAAUAAGUUUCACGGCCCUAUAAAAGAUUCAAGGACAAACAACUCGUUUGCUCAAAUUCGAGUCAUAGAUCUCUCAUCCAAUGGAUUUAGUGGAAAAUUACCAGGGAGCCUUUUUGAGAAUUGUCAAGCCAUGAAAAUCAGUGGUGAGAACAGUGGAACCCCAGAGUAUGUUGCAGAUAUAUAUUCUUCUCAUAUUUCUUUGAUAGUUACAACAAAGGGACUGGAUCUAGAGCUUCCUCGAGUUUUGACUACAUACAUGAUUAUCGAUCUCUCAAGGAACAGAUUUGAAGGUCAUAUACCAGCAUCAUUCCAUCAAUUAUCUGUACUUGAAUCAUUGGAUCUCUCAUCCAACAAAAUAGGCAGUAAAAUUCCACAGCAGCUUGUAUCUCUCACAUUUCUUGCAUUCUUAAAUCUCUCUGAUAAUCAUCUUGUUGGAUUCAUUCCCAAAGGAAAACAAUUUGAUACGUUUGAGAACAGUUCAUACCAAGGGAAUGAUGGGUUACAUGGAUUGCCACUAUCAAACGAUUUUGGUGGUGAUGAUGGGGUACCGCAAGCGACAACUCCAGUUGAGCUAGAUGAUGAAGAAGAAGAAGAAGAAGAAGGAGAUUUGAUCAGUUGGCAGGCGGUUCUCGUGGGUUUCAGUUGUGGUCUGGAUGAAAUUUCUACCUCUUUCAGUACAUCUUGUGGCAGAAUGAAAACCGUUGCCCAAAAGUCAUUGACAACAAAUAAUACAGCAUUUAUCACUUGCAACCUCCUUGCAUAG